GGGAUGUGGUACAGGUAAUCAAACAGCAGACAAGACUCUUGUGUUAUGGAGGUCAUGAUCCAUUCAUCUACCUUCCUCCUUCCCACAAACUCUUCCGACACUCAUCCUUCUCUCACCUACGCACUUAUCCUCCUUAAUCAACGCCUCCCAAGAUUCGCUCCCCUUCUUUGGAACCAUGCACAACUACGUGUGUGUGCUGAUGGAGGUGCUAACCGUGUGUACGACGAUUUCCCUCAAUUAUUGCCUCAUGAAGAUGCUUCUCAUGUUCGAAACAGGUACAAGCCAGACCUCAUUAAAGGAGACAUGGAUUCAAUCCGAACAGAAGUACUGGAUUUUUACGCUAGCUUGGGAACCAAGGUAAUUGACGAGUCUCAAGAUCAGGACACCACAGAUCUACAUAAAUGUGUAGCAUACAUUCGGGACUUCACACCAAACUUGGAGAAGUCUAAUCUCUGCAUUCUUGUUGCCGGUGCACUUGGUGGACGGUUUGACCAUGAGGCUGGAAACCUCAAUGUUCUUUUUCAAUUCUCAGCCAUGCGCAUAAUCCUUUUAUCUGAUGAUUGCCUUAUCCACCUUCUUCCAAAGACUCACCGCCAUGAGAUCUACAUCCAAUCUUCUGUUGAGGGUCCACAUUGUGGACUCAUUCCAAUUGGGAUGCCGUCUGGGAGAACUUCAACGACUGGGCUGCAAUGGGAUCUUGAUGAUGCAGAGAUGAGGUUCGGUGGUUUAGUAAGUUCAUCAAAUAUCGCUAAAGGGGAGAAAAUAACUGUGACAUCUGACUCUGAUCUUCUUUGGACUAUCUCAAUUAAAAAGUAAAAAAUGGUUAUUGCAUUCAAGAUGAAGCACAAAGACGGCAAACGUUCAGGUUGUCCAUGAUCUGAAUUGCUGUGGCCUCAUGCAGCUUCAAAAAGAUUUGAGAUGAUUUAUUUGUGAUUCUUCCCUAUGUUUAUACUAAAGUUGUAAUAUAUAUAUAAUAUAAUUAUACAAUAUGAGGGAGGGGGAAGAUUUACGUUAAUAAAUGUUGGA
Messenger RNA from Pistacia vera, 1026 nucleotides. Its product is annotated as thiamine pyrophosphokinase 1. The transcript has 6 exons. The record is from RefSeq and is a predicted model, not a curated record. Bases 46 to 816 code for a protein of 256 amino acids. NCBI's taxonomy places the organism in Eukaryota, Viridiplantae, Streptophyta, Magnoliopsida, Sapindales, Anacardiaceae. Gene Ontology annotation, biological process: thiamine diphosphate biosynthetic process; thiamine metabolic process. Gene Ontology annotation, molecular function: thiamine diphosphokinase activity; thiamine binding; ATP binding.